UGGUCACGUGACGGUGUUGAGGCAAGAUGGUGGCGGUGGCCCUGUGGAUGCGGAGCUUUGUUGCGGUUCAGAGCGGCUGACUAUCGGCCUGCUUUCCAAACGUAUUCCCCUUUUUUCAAAAAAAAAACAAUUACGUUCGAAAGGUGAUUUCAGUGUUACCUUUUUCCACUUUACUUCCCUUCGUCUUCCCCCCCCCCUCCCUUAAAUGUCCUACUGGAGAUGUGUGUGGAUUUCUGAAAGCCGCCAGCUUUUUUUACCAUGGCUUUGAGGGAGCUGAAAGUUUGUCUGCUUGGGGACACGGGGGUUGGUAAAUCCAGCAUUGUUUGGAGGUUUGUGGAAGACAGUUUUGACCCAAACAUCAAUCCUACAAUAGGGGCAUCCUUUAUGACAAAGACAGUACAGUAUCAAAGUGAGUUGCACAAGUUUCUGAUCUGGGACACAGCUGGUCAGGAGAGGUUCCGUGCUUUAGCGCCGAUGUACUAUCGUGGAUCAGCUGCUGCAAUCAUUGUGUAUGAUAUCACAAAAGAGGAGACAUUACAAACGUUGAAGAACUGGGUGAAGGAACUGCGACAACAUGGACCUCCAAACAUAGUUGUAGCAAUUGCAGGAAACAAAUGUGAUCUGACUGAUGCCAGGGAAGUACUUGAAAAGGAUGCCAAGGAUUAUGCAGAUUCCAUUCAUGCAAUCUUUGUGGAAACUAGUGCCAAAAAUGCCAUUAACAUUAAUGAGCUGUUUGCAGAAAUCAGUCGUCGGAUUCCUUCAACAGCUGUCAAUCCAGCAACGAACAAUAAAGGAUUCAAGCUCAGGAGACAACCUUCUGACCCGAAACGUAACUGUUGCUGACCUUUUUUCCAUGAAUGAAUCUUUUCGGAGCAACGUGUAAAAAGAAGGAUGGAUCCCUAUAAAACCAUCCCUCUUGCAUUCAGCUUUUCUGCUGUGCUCUCCUUGAGGGAAGAGUAAUAGCUAGUAUCAAAAUUACAAUUCCCUUUUUUCUCGAUAAAAGUGCUCUGAGCAACACUUUGCUUGUGUUUUACACUUUGCGUCCAGAAGUAUAAAAACCAAUGAACUAGGGGAUGGUUUAAAUGAUGUUCAGCAGGAGUCUGGUGCAGAGGUGCAUAACAAAACUUUAUGGGUUUUUCCUUUGCGUAUAGGUAAACCUCGUUAUUGCAUAAAAAAGGGAAAUUAUAAAAACUGGAGCACUUUGUUUAGUUUGUGUUUUGUAAUUGGAUUCCCUUUUUAAAGUGCACUCUGAGGGGCAACAAUCUGAAGUGAUUCCUAUGUUAAAACCUGUUGAACCCAGUUUUCAGAAAUGCAGAGCUAAGUAUAUAACUACUCCAUGUAACUCUCCAACAAGAGCCUUUUCCUCUUGUUUAAGGAAGACACGGUUCAGUUUUCAGAACACAACUAAUUGAACUCUAGCUUGUGUGAUUGAAAGGAUCAAAAACACCUCAAUAUCUGUCUGUUAUCCUCUUCAGCUGUUUCCUUUGGCCAUUAAGAAUAUCCAAGUGAGAUGAGGUACUGUCUCUCCUAAGCAAGUCACAUGAUGGCUCAUGUACUGUGGACUGGAGAAAAAUUAGAACUAGUCUUGAAGAAAUGUUUAGUUAUACUUAACAUGGAGGCUAAUAGAAUAAAUACACCACAUAUUAUGUGGUCCCAGGCCUGAUGUGAGCUGGCUAGGAAGUUCUACCAUUGACUAAGAAGAAGAAGAGUUAAGUACUCCUGCUGCUGAUGACCAUACUGCUGGAAGUUUGAACAUGUGAAUAUCCGGUAAGGACAGUCUGGAGCUCUGCCUUGAUCUGCUUCAAAUGAAGCACUUGGCCAAAGCUCACUGCAGAAUCUCUUGCCUGGAGGUGAACCAUCUACUCUCAAUCAAGAGUUUUUGCAUUCAAAAGGGGAGACAACCUAUAUAUGUAUACAGUAAAGAAUAAUGUUUUGCAUGUAGGGAAGUAUUCUUGACUGUUGUGUUUAAUCAGCUGAAUUCUGAUUGAUUGGUGAAAUGAGGCUGUAUUUCUAAAUGUGGGGCAGAAGUUUGCACAUUCUUCAAACUAACUUCCAAGUCUUUAGAUUGGAUCCCAAACUAUGGGAACGAAGUCAAUGUUUUCUGAAAUCCUAUCUGUCUGUGAAUGCAUAUCUGACAACCUUGCUCAUUUAGUGAAUGCUGAGAGUUUUAAGAAAUGUAAAUCAGAAGAGUGUGUUUGCUUUAAGUUUUUUUUUAAAGGAACAUCCAGAUUAACGCUAGCCUCCUUGAUCAUUCUAACUUAAUGCAAUUUUGAGCAUUUUGGUGGCCAGACUUGAUCAAAGACCACCCAGUUUUCUUUUGAAGAGUACUGUAUUGUCAAAAAGUCUUCAUUGAUUAUAGUUAACAAACUGACCUGGUUUAGGUUAUCAAAUUGUACUUUUAUCUUUUAGUUUUUUACAAAAAUAUUUGGUGGUCUUUUUUUCUUUCAUCAAAUUGAAAGUCACCCUUGGGAGCUAUCAUGUUGUACUAAGGAAGAUGAGAAGAGUCUGUAGGUUAAUACUUUCUUGCUCUAUCCUAUAUUCCUAUUUGCAAGCAAAGUGAAUGUGAAAUUCUGGUGAAAAGUUGUGAAGUGUAAUUGGUGAACUUUUUAAAUAGAUUGGCAAGUGCCACUGUCAGCAAAAUUCACUUUCCUCCCUUCUGUGCUGGGAGUACAGUGAGACCAGCUGGAUGGUCACCUUGGUAGAUGAUAUUCAGUGCCAGCUCAUUAGUUGUAAAUAAGUUAGGUCGUUGGAGCUGAAAAUAUCACUAAAUUAAGAAAAAACACUUGCAUUUAUAGAGCACCUUUCAUGGCAUCAAGAUGUCUCAGCAUUGUUCAAUUAGUGAAGUUUGGUUAUUGUUACAGCAAUCAAUUUCCCCUGUUCCUUCAAAUACAGAAUGUUGAAGACCAGAUAACCUGAUUUGGUAAUGUUGGUUGAGGGAUAAACAUUGACGAAGUCAUUGGAGUACACUUGUCUGCGCUUGUUUGAAAUAAUGUUAUGAGAUUUUUCAUGACCAAUUGAGAGGACAGAUGAGCAAUUUGCUUAACAUCUGAAAAUCUACACCUCUGACAAUACUGCACUGGAAGGUCAGCCUGUAUUUUUGUACCCAUCCUUGGGUGGCACUUAAACCCAUAACCUCCAAAUCCAAUGUGAGACUGCUACCACCUCGCUACAGUGUAAACAAAAUGUACUUUUUUCCAGAAAAGUAGGAUGAACAAAUGCUCUUAGAUUAGGCAGGUCCUAUUGCUUUCUGUGUCCCUGUCCCUUUCCUCUGUGUUAAGAAUUAUUUUUGCUGGGUUUCAUAAGCAAAUUAACUUUGCACUUGUUUGAAUGUUUAUGGUGUUAAUGUCAGAUUCCAUUUUGUGAAGUGGUAAACUCAGCACUUUCAGAAGUGAGCUCAAUACAUGAAUUAUUGAAUGGAUUCACAUUCUCUUAGUUUUAAAAACAAUCCUUUGCUAGUAUGUUCUUAAGUACAGACUGAUAAUCAAUCUUUAUAACAACAUCAUUAAUUCUGGAGGAGAAUUUAAUGUAAGAUACUUCCUGUUGAAGGCAAAGACACUAUGAAAGUAGCUGGUAUGCUUAUGAUGGUAAGGAUAGGUGUGUCAGCCAUAUUAAAAACAAAGCAAGUGAGAUUGGAUGCUUGGAUUGUUCAUAAUUUCUGGAUAUUGAUCAACUUAUGAGCCUGGACUUGAAAAUGUACUCAAUGCUUAUUGGUCCUUCAAGAAUGCAAUUAAUGGACUUCUGGAGAAGAGGUGCUUACAUUCUGUGAGCAAUAAAUCAUUUUGAUAAUUAAAUGGUUUGGGGUCACUUGAAUUGCUUUGAAGAGUCAGGAAAAAUUUUGAGUAGCUUCCUCAAUUAGUUGCAAGUUUCUCCCAGAACUGCAUAUGUAAAAGUGGGAUUAGAAUUGACCAAAGCAUUUGAGGAGCAUGCAAAGACUGUUGGCAACAACAUUAAGGAUGUUUACGAAGUGUGAUGUUAGGUAAAUUGGAUUUGGAUUAGCACCUGUCUUUUUGUGGUUUACUCAAAUGAACUAAGUCAACCAGUGAUUUCUGGCAUCUCUCUCUAUCUUUUGUAAUUCUUGCCUCACCUCAGUUGAGAACCCCUCAUUGUGGUUAAAAGUGGGAUGUUGUAUCUCUGUAACAGCCACCCAUACAGUUGCUAAUUGUAAUAGGAUGGAUUGGGGCUAUCACGAAGGAAUUGAAUGACAAGCAUUUAAGCAUGUACUUUGUACAUCAGUUGAUUCAUAUUAAGAGCAGUCAGUCUGUCGUCAGCUGCUGAUGAAACUCUCAAUCUAUCCCAAAGAUAUUUGUCACAUGGAGCAAUGCCUGAAAAGCCCUGAUAAUCGAUCCAAUGGUUUGUACACUGCUUUCUACCUAAACCUUUACCACUUCAGGUGUACUCUUUGCAGACAGGAACAUAAGUUGGAUUGCCUGUCUUUUCUGGUUGUCUUUUGUGUGACUGCUUCAAGUCACAAAAUUCUACCCUUGAGACCUGCAGGGAAAUAGAUUUUGGAGAUGUUUUACACUCAGUUUCUGGUUUAACCCUGCUAAUUGGCAGCAAAUCAGAGGGCUUGAUAGAAAGUACAUAGUGAUUCUUGAUCCAGCAUUGUUGAUCUCCCAUUGUAUUUAAAUAUAUAUUUAUGAACACAAUUCUCAGUAAUGCUGAGUUAUACUCCUGCAGUUUAUGCAGAAUGCAUGUGUGACACAUAAUGUAAGUAUAAAUUCCUUUUUGGGUUAGAAAUUUAAAACAAAAAUCCACAGAGAUAAAUAUUAUUCACUCAAUUGUACCUGUAUGACAGCUUGAUUUAACUACUUCACUGCUAUAGAUUUUGCCUCUGUACCACUUACAGGAAAGAAUUCCUGUUUGACAGCUCUGGGCUAAUUUAAAAAAAAACUUGGUUCACCUGCCUUUUUCUUUUGGAAUAUUCUGUGACCACAACCCUCUUGCCAAUUCACUAACCACUGGGAGCUUCUACUUUCCAUCCUUACAACUUCAUUAUAAAGUUAGGAUCCUCUUUAGUUGUCUCUCUUCUGCUGAAACCACUAAGUUUCUUCCAUAGAUAUAACCUCUUAUGUACGCCAGUCAAGUGACUCUUUAUUUUUUCCAUUACUCUAAUAACCUUUCUGUAAAUGAGUGCCAGAGAUGUAUUCUGUGGCAACUGUACAUAGUCAACAUUUCCUCACUUUUUCAGUCUUUAGGCCCAGUUCUUUCCCAAAAUAUAGUGCUUUGCUUUUUCUCUGCUUUAAACCAGCCAGCUAUUCUUUCCACAAAUAUGCUUUCAAUUACUUGCAUUCUUCCCAACAGUUUGUUGUGACUCUUUAAUUGAGUACCAGCAAACAUACAGUGAACAAUCUUGCUCGAACAUUCAGUGAGAUCAUUUAACUCUGCAGUCCUAAUCAAGAACCUACCUCUUUCUUAAAGGUAUUUCAAGAUUCUGCUUCCAUUGCUUUUUGAGGAAGAAAUUCCAAAGACAUUCAACCUUCAGAGAAAUCUAAACUGCUGUGUCCAGAAUAUUAGUGUAAAUGACAAAACAAUAAGCACCCAUCUGAAAGCACUGGAACAUACUAUUACCCACAUGCCACUGAUCCAAAAAGUGUAUGUAUUCCUACUGCUUGCUUUCUGCAUCAUGACCAUCUUUCCAUUCAUUUUAUAUUUUUAAUACUUAAUUUUUAAACUAGUGUAGCAUUUUGUAUCUAAAGCAUGAAAAUUCAUAAGCAAAACAUUUAUUGCAGUACCUUUAUCUGACUUACACAUUAUAAAUAAAUUGUUGAAUUGUUUGCCUUUGUAAACAGCUGUAGUACAUAUUAAAUCAGAAUCUCAAACAAAUAGAAAUAGACAACAAAUUCUGGCCAAGCCAGUGGCAUCCACAUCCUGUGAAACAAUUAAAAGAAACUUAAAUAGUUCUGGCAUGACUUACCCUCUACAGAUCUGACUGUUCUCAUAAAUGAACCUUUCACUUUCUAACUAACCUGUCAUUUCCUGGCUAUCGCUUUCACCUUAUAACAGGUACAACAUUUGAUGCUAUGAAUUUGUUUUGAUAAUUAUGAUUUGGUGUUGCCGGUGUUGGACUGGGGUGGACAAAGUUAAAAAUCACAACACCAGGUUAUAGUCCAACAGG
Chiloscyllium plagiosum (whitespotted bambooshark) is the source of this 6115-nucleotide messenger RNA. It is a transcript of the gene rab22a, whose product is annotated as RAB22A, member RAS oncogene family. Gene Ontology annotation, molecular function: GTPase activity; GTP binding. Lineage: Eukaryota; Metazoa; Chordata; Chondrichthyes; Orectolobiformes; Hemiscylliidae. The record is from RefSeq and is a predicted model, not a curated record.